Phlebotomus argentipes is the source of this 807-nucleotide messenger RNA. RefSeq lists its product as uncharacterized. NCBI's taxonomy places the organism in Eukaryota, Metazoa, Arthropoda, Insecta, Diptera, Psychodidae. The coding region runs from base 1 to 807 and encodes 268 amino acids. The record is from RefSeq and is a predicted model, not a curated record. The transcript is spliced from 3 exons.
AUGUCGAAUCGGUGGCAAGUGGAAUUACUGGUGUUUGUUGCACUGAUCACGUCAAUUGUGUCCGCAUCGUCAGAGAGUAGUUGGCUUGGACCUGAAUUUGGAAUAAUCCAGCGAGUUUAUGACGACUGCCAGGAUAAGAAUGACAUUGUCGGUUGCUUAAAAGGAAAGGCACUGUCCGCCAUCUCAAAAGCCGUCGAUCAGGAAUCUCUCUCAGUGCUUGACGGAAUUUCCUUUGUCAAGCAGAAUGAGACGGAGCAAACCCCGUCUAUCGCGGAGGGACGUUUCUUGAACGGACUCAAUGGCAUCGACCGCGCCCUGGUUCAGAAGCUCGACAAGUUCUUCCGCUCCCACACACUCAAGGUGGACCUGAGCGAGGCGCGGCAGGGCGGCCACGGUGGUCUUGGCGGCGGCCAUGGUCACGGGCAUCUCGGCGGAGGCGGCGGCGGCGGCGGUCUUGGCGGUGGUGGCGGCGGUCUUGGCGCUGGUAAGAAGUAUGGUCGAUAUGUUAUGGCUGCUCUGCUCACCGCUAUGGGGAUCGCUGGACCACUUGGUCUUAAGGCUCUGGCUGCCAUCGCUGGGAAGGCUCUGGUUAUUAGCAAGGUGGCUCUCACAAUUGCUGGGAUUAUCGCCCUUAAGAAGAUCUUUUCCAGCGACCAUCACGAGGAGACCAGCUUCCAGGUGCACGCCUCAGGUGAUCACAACAGACGCAACACAUACCUCGUGCGUCCAGUGAAGUCUUCUAGCGCCCAGUAUGUCGACCCCUACAGAUACUACUACGAGCACUAUCCAACCUCCCAGAUGAACUAA